Molecule: messenger RNA, 10384 nt
Organism: Paramisgurnus dabryanus
Lineage: Eukaryota; Metazoa; Chordata; Actinopteri; Cypriniformes; Cobitidae
Biological process (GO): regulation of cytokine production; regulation of immune system process; negative regulation of transcription by RNA polymerase II
Cellular component (GO): nucleoplasm
Molecular function (GO): RNA polymerase II cis-regulatory region sequence-specific DNA binding; DNA-binding transcription repressor activity, RNA polymerase II-specific
Source: RefSeq, a predicted model, not a curated record
AUGAGGGAAGUGAAAGAGGAGUGUCAAGCUGAAGUGGAUGAGAAACAUCAGAUUGUAAAAAUAAUCCAUAAUGUUUCACAGAAAGAAACUCUGAAGACAGAAGACAUAAAGUGUGAAAAUAGUUUCAGAGAAGAUGAAUGCCCUGCAGAUCACAAGAGGACUCACAGUGAAGAAAAACCUUACACAUGUCAACAGUGUGGAAAGAGUUUCAGAAGAAAAGAUCACCUUAAAGAACACAUGAGGGUUCACACUGGCGAGAAACCUUUCACAUGUCAACACUGUGGAAAGAGUUUCACCUUUAAAGCGAACCUUAUCCGGCACAUGAAAACUCAGAGUGAGGAAAAGCCACAUGCAUGCCAUCUCUGUGACAAGAAGUUCCCAGAUACAACUAAACUAAAGAUACACAUGAGGAUUCACACUGGAGAGAAACCUUACACUUGUCAUCUGUGUGGAAAGAGUUUCAGAAGAAAACCUAACCUUGAAGAACACAUGAAGAUUCACACUGGAGAGAAACCUUACACUUGUCAACAAUGUGGAAAGAGUUUGACAACUGCAGGUAACCUUAAGAUACACAUGAGGAUACACACUGGAAAGAAACCUUACACUUGUCAGCAAUGCGGAAAGAGUUUGACAACUGCAGGUAACCUUAAGUUACACAUGAGGAUUCACACUGGAGAGAAACCUUACACUUGUCAACAUUGUGGAAAGAGUUUCAGAGUUGAAGAUAGCCUUAAGAUACAUGCAAGAAUUCACACUGGAGAGAAACCGUUCACAUGCAAUGAGUGUGAAAAAUGUUUCAGAAGUAAGAAUUGCCUUACAGCACACAUGACAAUUCACAUGGAAGAGAAACCUCACACAUGUUUUCAGUGUGGAAGGUGUUUCAGUUUGGAGUUUCACCUUAAGAGACACAUGAUGAUUCACAGUGAAAAGAAACCUCACGCAUGUCUUCAGUGUGGAAAGAGUUUCAUAGAUAAACGUGGACUUGAGGCUCACAUGAGAAGUCACACUGGAGAGAAACCUUACAUUUGUCUUCAGUGUGAAAAGAGUUACACAAGUGAAGUUAAUCUUAAAACACACAUGACAAUUCACACUGGAGAGAAACCGUUCACAUGCCAUGAGUGUGAAAAAUGUUUCAGAAGUAGGAAUUGCCUUACAAAACACAUGACAAUUCACAAAGGAGUGAAACCAUAUGCGUGUUUUCAGUGUGGAAAGUGUUUCAGUAUGGAGUGUCGUCUUAAGAGACACAUGAUAACUCACAGCGAAAAGAAACCUCACGCAUGUCUUCAGUGUGGAAAGAGUUUCAGGACAAAACCAAACCUUAAAGCACAUUUGAGCACUCAUACUGAAGAGAAACUGUUCAAAUGCCAUGAGUGUAAAAAGAGUUUCAAAACAAAAGCUAACCUUAACAAACACAUGAGAAUCCACACUCAAUAGAAACCAUUCAUGUGUCAACAGUGUGGAAAUGGCAUGUUUUGUUUAUUUACGUUUUGUUUAAUUGUGUCAUUAAUGCAUUUUGCACAACAACUGCAUUAUCCUAUGCAAUUUAAAGUGCCCAUCUUAUGACUGCUUUUCCACAAGUUAUAUAGUUGUUUGAGUUCCAUAAAGCAUGUUUCAAAAGUUGUUUGCUCGAAAUAGCUUGUAGGAAAAGAUUGUUACCCAUCUCUAGUAGCCUCUGUUUCAGGGCAUUUCAGAUUGUGCCGUUUUGAGCUAGUCAUUACAUAUUUAUGAGCUGCUGCUCCUUUGAUCACGCCCCACUACUAACGUCAUGUGCCCGUGCGCGUGCUCAGUGGUAUCGUGAGCAGUACAGACCAUACUGUGUUAUUAUUUUAUAUAUUAUUAUUAUUAUUAUUAUUGGUUUAUGUUGCCAACAGACAAAUCAUACAGAAAAGUAUCACUAAUAAGUACACUACAGGAGAAGAAACUCAUGACACACAAUGAUUCCAGAGCAAAUUGUGAUGUUACGUUAGCAGUCACAACAAUAAACUCGUUUUCCCUGGACAAUGCUUACAUAUUCCCAUUAUAAAACAUUUUCAAACGCAUUAUUUUCGCAAAUUACAUAAAUUAAGACCCGACGGGGGAUGUAUACUGCUUGUGGACUGCGUGCUAAUUUCUAGAAGCUAGCGGGAGGUCCGGACCGUAAAGUUAUAAGAGGCUCGGGGGUUAGCCUCGUCAGAAAAGCCGGGGCGGUAAGGCCCGAUCUCGGUGUGUCAAACUCAUCAUGACACACAAAGAUUCCAGUGUAAAUUGUGAUGUAGCAGUCUGAACAAUUCACUCGUUUUCCCUGGACAAUACUAAAAUUUCCCGUUAUAAACAUUUUCAAGCGCAUUAUUUUCGCAAAUUACAGAAAUUAAGACCCGACGGGGGAUGUAUACUGCUUGUGGACCGGGUGCUAAUUGCUAGAAGCUAGCGGGAGGUCCGGACCGUGUAUAUAUCUAUGCGGACAGUAAAGUUAUUAGAGGCUCGCCUCGUCAGAAAAGCCGGGGCGUACGGUCUCGGUUAGUUUGGCAAAAAGCUUUUAACUAUAGCAUCAUAAAUGUAGUAUUUUGUGACAGAAGAUGACAUCAUGCAAAAUAUAACGUGACUUCUUACCUUUUGUGAUGAAACAACACGAUCGCGAAUCGAAUCCAGUCUGUUUCAGAUGUGUGAAUGAUCCAUGAAAGUCCAAUAAAAUACAUCCAAUUACCAUUUUCUUCCACAAAUGCUUAUAAUCCGUGAAAUAUAGAUACAUAGUCUGUUGUUUACAUCAGAUUUCGCAUGAAGGUCUUAUCGCCUACAAUCUGAGGACUGUUUGCGUCGUAACACACUGUAUAUAAGAUUACUCCGGGUUCCAAUAACCACGCGUUAAAACUUUGUUUUUAAAAGUAGGUGGGAGUAUAAUCCAUAAUAUCCAAAUAGCGCUGUUAUUUCCGUGAGAGAUGAUAACAGCACAGAGGGUCUCAUUCAAGUGACUGCUCUAUGCUCUCUAGCUACCUGGUGGGUGGAGACCUGCGAGUGGGGUGGUGGGCGGGAAAAUUCAAACUGAAUGUGACGAAACGGUUUGUUACGUCACAACGAAGCUGAGUUUUAACUGGCGCAAUCUGAGACUCAAGGCAGAGGACAUUCAGAAACCUGUAUCUCACUCAAAACAGCAUGGAUGGAUUUUUUUCCAAGUUUGUAUGCGUGUGGGAGCAUCAGAGACACAAAAUAACACCCCAAAACCCAGAAAAAGUGAGUUUUUCAUAAUACGGACACUUUAAAAUCCAUAAAGUAUAUAAACAACGAAAAUGACAUAAGCUAUCCACGUGAUUGAUUUUAAUGUUCAGUUUAGUUGCAAUAAUGCGUUCCUCUAAUAAUUGUAUCAAAUUUUACCUCAUAUGUGAGCAUGUGCGAUUCCGCGCCCCAUGAACUCUGGCGAAAUUUGGCAUUGUACCAAGAAGAUGAAUUUAGAAAUCUCUACUAAUAUAAUGUCGAGACGGUCACAUUUUAAACCAUACAUUUUCUACACAGAGGAGGUAAACUGCACGUUACCGUACUGGGGUUUGGAAAUGUUGUGAGCGUUUUUAAAUUCCUCAGAUAGCCAAAUGCAGCAGCAACAGCAAAGCUUGUGAGCGUGGUCAGAAUAAAGUAAUGUAACACGAUCAAAACACUAUCAAAUCUUGGUUGCAGCACAGAAUUAAUAAUAUUGUGCAUAUUAAACAGAUUAAAAGAAAGUAACAGAUUAAUGGACGCUAAUUUGAUUUUGAGGUUGCAUGAAAUAUCCAUUUGGCUCAAAACAGCCGAGCACGUGCCCCCUCAGUUUCAAUGGGCAUGACGACUCUGCACCCAGGUGUGCAGUUUUGUCUCACCCAGAAAGAGAUCCACCUGCUCUGCGACCAAGGAGGCAAGUGAACCUCCAACAUUACCUUGAAAACGACGAAAUCAGUGUACCUAAGCCUCAUCGACAGCAGCCGCAUUCACCUAGCUACCAUGAUGUACAAGAGAAUUACCCACCAAGUACUAUGGGUCAUUCCAGAUACACUUCACCACUCAGCCAAGCAUCAGAGUGCUCAGAAUGGAUGUUAAAGGACCAGUGAGACAGUACAUCUGAAAAACUGAGAGAGGAGAAUGCUGCAUUAAAACGACAAGUGCAACAGAUACCAGAGAUUACAGCCAUGUUAGAGGAGAUGAAGCGAUAGAAUGCAACCUUGCAACGACAAGCUAGCCAGCUCCCUGAAAUCUUUUCGGCAGUCCAGGAGAUGCGUCAAUAGCAUGUUGCACUAUUUCAAGAGAUGCAAAGCCUGAAAUCUGAACGGAGAACCCCUCCUGAAUCCGUCCUUUCACCGUAGCCAUUACCAAGCUCUCACAAUUUAGCAGCUCACAUUCAGACACCAGCGUUAAACCAUCCUAUACUCAAGGCUGCCUUCUGCUGCUAAAAGACAGCUGUGCCCAACUGGACCAGAAGAAAGCUCAGAGCUGACUGCACAUCUGCGCAAUUUGAAUAUUUCGUCCUCGUGACUUGAGAGACCUCCCUUUACAGCACAAUUUAGUGGCUCAGGACAGUUCAGGUAUCAAGACUCUCUUCCAUAUUCCCUGCCACCUCGGCUGUCUGAGUUCAUGGUCCCAUCACAGGAUCAGAGGAAAUCGGAACACACGAAACACAGUUCUGAGCAUCUUUCACCUUCAUCUACCCCUGAGAAAACCUACAGAGGUCCAACCCCUAGCAUUCCCUUUCUGAUGUCUCCUGACCCUAGGGUUUCAAAUUCUGACAGACCAUCUGAAACUGGAGGAUGCUCUUCUGGUGGCAGACUUGUAUAGCAAUUCGAAGUUUCCUUUCACAAAUACUAUGAGAGCUCUGAACAAAAUGUAUGUUCAACCUCACCAAUUAGCCCGGCAACGAAUCGCUGAGCUUAUGGAUGGACCUAACAUAUGGAGUGGAGAUGUCGGAAGCUUCAGGAUGUUUGGGCUGCAGGUGCGUUCGCUUGUCAGCAUGGUGCAGCAGCUGGGACACAAAGGUAGAAUAGAGCUGGAAUGUGGAUCACAUGUGUCUCGUCUACUAAGUAAACUGCCUCAUGACCUCAGGUCUAGUUUUAAGCGGUACAUCCAUCCUCUCCAAGUUACUUGUCGUUCAAAGCAGGAUUCUUCGGCACGCAUCAGAGAGGUGAAAAGAGAGCCUAAGCAGCCCCGUAGAUAAACUACUAUUCUCCUUGGGACUGAAAAGCAGUCGUCCCAUGUUACGUCCUCUGCUACGUUUAAACCAGCUUCAGUCAGCACAGAGAAUGUGAAAGCUUUUUGUCCAUACGGUGAGAACAACCAGCAUUAUUUGAAUAGCUGUGAUAAUUUCAAGCUUCCCAAAAAAGACAUGAAGAUUGACUGGAUAAAGACAAAGAACUGAUGCUGACGUUGUGGUUGUGGACAUCAAGCAGCUGACUGCACUCUGAAGACUUUUUGCUCAACAUGUAACAGGAAGCACCUGUUGGUUCUGCAUUAUGUAAAUGAGCAAGUCAAGCCACCUCAGCAGAGUACAGUUAAUUCUAGUGCAGUUUUGUAUGUUGACCGCCUAACAUCCAGCAGUAAAGUGCUGCUCAAAGUGAUCAAGGUUCUGAUCAGGAAUGGUAACACAACGAUAGAGGCUUAUGCGGUGUUGCACGAUGGGUCAGAGCGGACCAUCAUUCUACAUGAUGCAGUGGAGCAGUUGGGACUUGUAGCAGAGCCCGAAGACCUUGUGCUUCGCACAGUGAGACAAGAUACUCAGGUUAUUCACAGGGCGGCAGUGACCUUUACUGUGUCCCCAACUGUUAACCACAAUAAAGCCUACAAGAUCCGUUACGCCUUUAUAGUCAAAGUACUUGGCCUGGCAGAACAUACUCACCCAGUCAGUGUCCUACAAAGGAAGUUUAAGCAUCUUGCUGAGUUACCACUAGAACAGCUGGAUAAAGUACAUCCUGUGCUUCUCAUGGGCUCUGAUUGCCCCCACCUCAUUACAUCUAUACAACCAAUGAAACUGGGGCCUCCUGGUGGUCCGGCAGCAGUGAGAACACGUCUGGGAUGAACCCUGCAGGGUCCAACGCAAGAGUUAAGCAGUCACCUUUCCCCUGAACAAUGCUUCGUCACCUCAUUAAGACCCAUCAAUGAACUUUAUGCAAAUGUGGAGCGAUUGUGGCAAAUGGAUGUUCUACCCUACCAAAGUGAAAAGGUGAUAACCAGGUCACACUAAGACAAAGAGUCCAUUCAGCUUCUUCAAGAAAACACUGUGAGGGUGAAUAUUGAUGGUGUUCAGAGAUAUGCUACUCCUCUGCUUCGUGUCAAGAACAUGCCUAACCUUGCCACACCUGAGGGGAACCGAGAAACGGCUAGAAAGGGACCCUAAUCUGGCUACAGCAUACCAAGAGGAACUGAACAAGCUAGAGAAAGCUGGGUAUGUCGUCAAACUUAGUGAGGAGCAGGUGGACGGAACAAAAGAAGCUUGGUACAUCCCGCAUAACAUAGUGCAGCAUAAUGGGAAGUACAGGAUAGUCUUUAACUGUUCAUUUUCAUACCAAGGGCACAACCUGAAGCUCUUAUUACCUGGUCCAACACUUGGUGCGUCACUUCUAGCAGUCCUUCUGCAUUUCUGGGAACACUCUACUGCCAUUAGUAGUGACAUCCCUAGCAUGUUCCAUCAGGUACGCCUUUUGCCAAAGGACAAACAACUGCUGAGAUAUAUCUGGAGAGAUAUGCAAAAGGAAAGGAAACCUGAUGUCUAUGAAUGGCAAGUCCUGCCUUUCGGGAGUAGUCCGUGCUAUGCCUCGUUUGCUUUACAAAGGCAUGUUAUUUUUCAUUUUUUAUAUUCAGUCUCAGAACGGCAUCCUCUGGCUCAGUGAAGGUCAUCAAGAUUCACAGGAAUCAACUCUCGGGCUUCAUUGGACCUGCCAAUCAGAUACCCUUUCCUAUAAACAACUCAAACCUAACCGUCAAGUGCCCACAAUGUGAACCAUUUACAAGAUUCUUGCUCGGCAAUAUGACCCCCUUGGCUACAUUAUACCAUAUACCACUCGAGCGAAGGUGAUAGUGCAAAGGUUAUGGGACAAGAGGAGAGAUUGGGAUGAUCCACGACUACCAGAGGACUGGCUAAAUUCUUGGAAUCAUUUGAAGAGUGAAUUGGAAGACCUACAGCACAUCAAGUUGCCCCGAUGUUAUUGCAGUAAGAACUAGACUGCCCCACUAGUAUGAGACAGCUUCACAUUUUCUGUGAUGCCUCAGAGAAAGCCUAUGGCUCUGUGGCUUACUUUAGAACAGAUAACCCUCAAGGUAAAAGUAAAGGUGGCCUUUGUAACAGCCGAGUCUCGCAUUGCCCCCAAGAAACAACAGAGCAUUCCUCGUCUUGAACUGUUUGCAGCACUCACAGGAGCCCAGCUCGCUAAAGUCCUGAAAACCGAGCUCACGUUACCACUUCAUAGCGUUACUUUGUGGUAAGACUCCACUACAGGGCUGACAUGUCUUUUAUCAGAUUAUUGCCGCUUUAAGGUUUUUGUGGGGACCAGAGUGGCAGAGAUUCAUGAGUUAACUGAAUCUGAUACCUGGCAUUACAUUCAGUCGAGUGACAAUCCAGCAGAUGCCAUUAAAAGAGGAAAGUCUCUCUCUACCCUUUCAGACCCUUUGCCUCCUGCAGCUGUUUGCUUCUCGUGGUAAAGCAGUAAAGUUAUCAAUGUUUAUUUGUGUUUUUGUUCUUUGCUGAUCCAGGCCGUUUUUGCUGUUGAUUUUAUAAAAUAUGUCUUUCGUUUUGUGGCUCCUGUGCAGGUUGUCAAUUCAGCAGAAAAGUUUGCCAUUCUUGCUGUUUACAGACAGGAGGUGAGCGCACAUGAACGCGUUGAUGACGUAUGGUGUCUGCGUGGACUAGCUGCGCGGUGGGCAUUCAAAUUACGCUUGCGUAUGAGGGACUAAAAAGGCAACGUCCGUUCGGACCGAAAUCUAUGAUUGGUUGAACAUUUUUGGUCCUACGCCUUUCACAGAUGACAUAAAUUUCUACAAAUACAUUUAAACAACUGAACACAGUGAUUGCUAUCAGGAUGUGAGGAGACUUUUAACCAGCAUAACUAAAAAUGCUUCACAAUCUAAUGUGUUACCCUACCUUUAAUAACAGUUAAAUUAGUUAGAAAUGUCAUUAUUAACAGACUUUGUGGAUUGUAAGUAUUUUCUGGAUAUUAGUGAUUAAUAUAUUGUUAAGAGAUACAUAAGAGUGCUAUUGCGGCAUUACAUUCAAAUGCAUAAUAAUAAUUCAUUUAGCAUAUUACUGUAUGUUGUCACUUAAAUAUCUUGUUUAAAGGGAUAGUUCACUUUAAAGAGUAACUAAACCCUAAACCAACUUUUUUUUGGUUAAUGAUCUGUAAGAAUGAUGCUUUAUUAGUGCUGUUUAUUGAUUUUAGUAAGUUUUUUUGACAUUCGGAUAUAAAGCGUUUCAUUGCUACAAUAUAUGGCAGGGAUGGGCAACUGGCGGCCCGAGGGCCGCACACGGCCCGGGGUAAAUUUUAAUACGGCCCGCUGGACCAUAUUAUAAUUAAUCAAAUACUUUUAAAAUGAUGAUUUUCGUAUCCGGACGUAAAACCUCCCAACCAGGAGGGGGCGCUAGGUCCCGCCGAUUGUCACAGUAAGCAUAGUCCCGUGUUUGGGCUUAUGUGAAGAAGAUGUCUUCAAGUUCACGAGGUCCGAAAACCCAAGGUCCGACCCGAGCCCCGAUCAAGUUCGGAUCUAAAUGUUUCAUGCGUGCCUCGGACACAGGUCAGGUACAAUAAUCGGGUCUCGGGUUAUUUAAAAUGAAUGUGUUUUUCCCGAACGGACCCGAAAAGCCCUGAACUAUGUGUGUUAAUGUAUGUGUUAAUGUCGUUUUCAAACCUCUCCUCUGUUUGCCAAGAGUGCCUAAUUACGACAUUGUGUGGCUGGCGGUAGGUAAAUUUUUGUUGAGACAGACAUGUCAAAUCAUUUUAAAUGUAUAUUUUAGCGAUUACAUUGGUGUCAUCGUCAUAUAAACAAAUGAAGCAGCUCGCCAAAUUGGUUGCGAGCCCACCGGGGCUGCGACUGCACACACAUCAGUUUACAUUCGGGUCCAGUCGGGUUCAAAACAAUGCCACUGGUUUGGGUGACGGAUCGGACUCGAGACAGAAUUACUCUUAGAUUUGAAAGGUAAAAUACUUUGUUAUUAACAUUUUUAUAUAUUUUGUUUUGAAUGUAUUAUUUAUUAUUAUUAUUAUUAUUAUUAUUAUUAUUAUUAUUAUUAUUAUUAUGUAUAUUUAUUUUAAAUAAUUUUGUUCUCUGAUGGCAGGAUGAGAAACUCCUCUAUACUACUUUAAAACUGCCUUGUUUGUUACAGAUGUUAAAGCAAUGCAGUUAGUAAUUUUUAUCUAAAAAUGCUUUUUUCACUGAAAAUAUUUAGUUAUGAUUUAGAAUUAGCAUAAUUGCCAAGUUUAAUAGUUAAAAUCUUUAAAGAGCGGUUCAUUGUAUAUUGUGGUUCCUUAAUAAAGAAAAUUAAGAAUGAUGUAAAUUGUGCGUGUGGUUCUGGCCCCCUUGGUAUAAAGGAGAAAAAUGCUGGCCCCCGUCACUAUCAAAGUUGCCCAUCCCUGAUAUAUGGUGUAAAAACGUCUGAGUGCUGCCCUCUUCAGGUUGAACGGUAGCAACUGCAGUUGAAUUUUCCUAUUGGAUGUUGGGUCCAAAAAAUAACUUGUGACCUAAGCAGGUUCAAGCUCACCACGCCCUUGUUACGAUCUCACCACACACUUAGAGCUUAGUUCGUCCCCUCGAUCUCCGUUGGUAUCUGCCCACUUUUCUUGCAUUUUUCAAAUAUUGCCAGUGGGUGGAGUUAGGCUCUUACCAGGGGUUUAGUUACGUUUUAAAAUGAAAAUUCUGUCAUCAUUUACUCAUCCUCAUGUUGUUCUAAACCUGUAUGAAUUUCUUUUUUCUGAUGAACACAAAAGAAGAUAUUUUGAGAAAUGAUGGUAAACAAACCCGCAGUAAGUGACCAUUGACUUCCAUAGUAGGAAUAAAAAAAAAUUCAAUUUUAAUGGAUAUCGUCAACUGUGUGCUUACCAUCAUUUAUCAAAAUAUUUUCUUCAUCAAUUAUCACAAUACUUCCGAAAUAUUUUUUCCUACUAUGGAAGUCUAUGGUCACUUACUGCUGUUUGUUUACCAUCAUUUCUCAAAAGUACUUAUAUGCUUAUUUAUAUUUGUAUCUUGUUUAUGUUUACAGAACCACAUACAUAUGCCAUUAAGAAUAAAUAAUCAAUAAGUACAGACUGGUGUGAGAUCUAAUGUUCUAACCGGACAUCCUGCAGCUGUUCAAUAAAUCCGAACCAGAAAAGAAAUGGUGAAUAGCAAUUUUACACACAGAGUCUCAACGAUACCUCAGAAGACAGGAUUUCUUAAUACGCUAACCGUUAGCAAUGAGAUGAAGUUGAAA